AUGUGUGUAAACGUGCUUCUGUCUUCAACAGGUGCCAUAUUGCCUGCUGCGGCCGUACCAGCAAAUGCAAAUACACACAGAAUAUCACUGGCUUCAAGUUACACUAGUAAGCUGGCCUGGAAAUUAUCAGGUUCAAGCCAUCAAAGUCUUGAUACAACAUCCAUUACGAGAGGAGGUCACUCGAAAUUAGCCCAGGCACAAGUUAGCAAACCGACUCUAGAAGAAGCUUCUGUAAAGUCGAAUCCUCUACCCGCAGGAAUACCAGGAUGUUAUUCAAAAACGGUACCAUUCACUCAGUAUUGGAUUUCAAAAGAAAAUAGUUGGGAUGAAACGAACAAUGGAGAAAGAGUAUGGUUAGGUAUGGAACAGGAAGAAAGACUGGCCACUCUACAAAAUGAAACUAUCGCAACUGUUUCUAGCAAUACUUUUGAAAAAUGCACGAUGGAAGGAACUUGCUUACUCAACGAUGGCCGACUGAUCAACGUCGAUAUAAAGGAUAGCUUCAAGGUCAUAGGCGGACGUAACAGAAAAAAAAAUCUCUUCGGCUACGGUAGUCGAAAACAAAACUUAGCACCAUUUGUGAGCAUUGCGGCAAACGAUUUACCAUAUGGACAAACAAUGUAUCUAUCGCAAUUGGAUGGCGUCAGAAUGAGCAAUGGGUUGAUACACAAUGGAUGUGUCCGAGUUGAUGAUGACAGUUACAGCUUUGGAUCAUGUCAAUUGGACUUCUUUGUUGUGUCUUAUGUUGACUAUCUUUUGGUAGAAAGCGGACCUAUCAACCGUAUCUCGUUCGAGAAUUGUACUGUAAAGAACUACGCGACCGAGGAUAUGAUGAAAUGGGUAGGUGCCGAUGUGAGCGCCUUAUCUAUAAUUCCUAAUGAUCAAAGAGAUGACUGGAAGGAUUGGAUGGUUCACGAUGAAGAGCAUCCUUUCACUACAGUUAUCAAUGCAACGAAUGUCUCUUCAUCAUCAGCAACACCUUCUGUGAAACCCUCCACCACUAUGACUAUCAAUGCCACCUCAUCAUCAGUAACACACCCUGUGACACAUUCUACCACUUCUCAAGCAGGUUCCAAAACUACAAACAGCACUAGAAGUAAAUAA
Messenger RNA from Umbelopsis ramanniana AG, 1104 nucleotides. RefSeq lists its product as uncharacterized. The transcript has 4 exons. Lineage: Eukaryota; Fungi; Mucoromycota; Umbelopsidomycetes; Umbelopsidales; Umbelopsidaceae. The record is from RefSeq and is a predicted model, not a curated record. Bases 1 to 1104 code for a protein of 367 amino acids.